This is a messenger RNA of Scatophagus argus, 2460 nucleotides long. RefSeq names its product DNA repair protein XRCC4-like. Gene Ontology annotation, molecular function: DNA binding. Gene Ontology annotation, cellular component: DNA ligase IV complex; DNA-dependent protein kinase-DNA ligase 4 complex; nucleus. NCBI's taxonomy places the organism in Eukaryota, Metazoa, Chordata, Actinopteri, Scatophagidae. Gene Ontology annotation, biological process: response to X-ray; immunoglobulin V(D)J recombination; positive regulation of ligase activity. Bases 176 to 1063 code for a protein of 295 amino acids. The transcript is spliced from 9 exons. The record is from RefSeq and is a predicted model, not a curated record.
CACAGAAGUUGAAGGUUGAAACUUCUGUCAGUAAACUGACAACACAUGGAAAUUCAAUAAUUGCAGUUUUAUACAAAAAUUGCUUCGUCUGGACACCGAAGUAGUUAGGCCAUUCUGUACCCGAAGUCCCCUCCCUCAGACCAGACACGACAGCAUCUUGACUACAUUUAAGGUCAUGAGUGGUACAGUCCAACAGAUCACUGUAACCAGUGAUCCAGACACCCCUUACUUUCUGCGAGUGGACUGGUCUGUGGACAUUGGUGCUGGAUUCACAUUAGCUCUCACCAGUGGCAGCUCAGCAUGGAUCGGAGAAGUUUCAGAAGAUGAGGUAACAAGGGAAGCCGAUGAUAUGGGAGUCACAAGGGAAAAAUAUGUUAAGGAUCUUCUUCAAGCGCUAACUGGAAGUGGAGGAGGACGAAAGAGACGAGGCGAGGAGGAGGUCUAUUCUUUCCAGCUCACUCCAGAUCACCGUCAUCUCUCAUAUGAGAAGAUCUGUCAUGACAUUUCGGUGCACUUGGGUUCUGUGGAGCUCCAGCCAGCCCCAGAUGCUCUAGAGCUGAACCGAGAGAUGAUUGGCCAGUCUUUAAAGCGCAGUACGGACCUGGAAUUAGACAACUGCAAGCUGUUGGAGGAAAAUCACAGACUGAAACGGGAGCACCAGAGAAUACUUCGAGAGCUGGAGCAGCAGGUUCAGGAUAAGGAGACCUUGGAGGGGGAGCUGUACUCACGUUUUGUCAGGGUGCUGAACGAGAAGAAGGCCAAGAUCAGAGGCCUUCAGGAUGCUCUCCAGCAGCUCCAACAGACGGAUGACCGGCAGAGAGAAGAAGAGGAGGGGGGGAACAGUGUCAAUGACACAACACGUGGUGAAGAUGACAGCCAGGACAGAAGAGAGGAGACAAUUCAGAGCAUCCGUCCAUCUCAGGAGCCAACCAUCCUCAUCACAGGUCGUGAUCUGGUGUGCCAGGGCAUCUCUCUGGACCAGACUUUUUCUGAUGAUGAAGCCGAAGAACCGAGACGGAAGCGGAUGUUAUGUCGAACGCCAGAGUCUUAUGAGCAGGAAUAAAAUUGCAGGGAAUAGAUGACAUUCAGGACUUAUCACGGUCAAAAGGCUUUCCUGAUGAACAUAUUUUCCUGAUCCUUACCCAGCUGUAUGGCAGGCUACUUUUUAUCAACCCUCACCUCGAUACACACAAGCAAGCAAACAGUGACGACCAGGCAACAGGGUCCUGGAAGUGUCCUUGGAUUUGAAGCCAGGUUUGGUCCCAGAUUGUGAAAGCCGUUUUCGGAAAGCCAGAACAUGUUGCAGCCAUCUGGUUUGCUUUAACUGUGACAAUUACCUGCCACAGCUCUCAUGAGAGACUCCCUGCUUGUUUCUCGUCUUCAAUAAAUCAAAAGACGACCAAGUAAGGACGCUAUCUCUUCCCCAAUGCUCCAGACUGUGCGCCAUUUGAUGCUGCCAUCAAGACAUAUCUAAUGGUCAUGUGAGAACAGCCCUGCGCCCUGCAGUGCUUCUUCAGAAAUGUGAUGGUGUUUGCUGCUAAUGACUGAAUCUGGAGCGUGGAAGCAAUUUCUCUCAAGAGUUUGCCCUGAGCUUGAAUUUGGCUGCCAAGCCCCUCGGCUCUGGCUCUGUGUGAGACCGGAGAAAGAGUAACAACUACUGAGGGACAACAAGCUACACCCAGAAAGCAGGCUGUCACCAGCAAGGCACCGAAACUGCUUUGUUGCUGCUUAUUCAUCCUGUCUUGCUGAUGUUUUCCUCCCUCUUUUCAUUAUGAAAAUAAACUAGCGGCCAUCUCUUUCAUUUCCCUUUUCUAAACUAGCAUUUUGAGAACAAUAAUUUCACCUCCCCCUUUUUUCUUGCUUCCAUCUGCCCUUUUAUUUCUGCAGAUGGUCUGUGGCCCAAACUACCUGAAGGGUGUUUUGCAGGGGGUUAAUAGGGUUAUGUUGUCUCUCACCGUCUUCACCUUCUCACCUUUUCCUUUACCUCUGCUACCAGCUUUAGGUCCUCGGGUCAUCACAGUGUGUCUUCACACUGACAGUAAUGAACCUACUGAGACCUACUCAGAGUCUUUAUCUGACCAUUCUACCUUUGACUUCUGGUCCUCCCUGCUGUCUUUCAUGAUUGUGAUGAUACCUACAUGUCUGCUGAAGACCACGGGUGGGCGCCAGGAUAAUCCCACAACACGCGCUUGUCGGUUUAGUAAUCCUCACAGGAAUGUAACACUCUUUCUGUGCUUUGUGUUUUCUUAUUAUAAAGUCAUUUUAGAACUUAUUUAUUUAAUUUCUCAUUGAUUUUGAAUAAAACCAAUUGUUCCCUUGAAGGAAGGAGAAAGUAAUAUUUUAAUAUGUUAGAUGUUGUAAAUGUUUUACAAAGGCUUUCUGGGUAAAUUUACAUUGUGAAGUGUCUCAAAAGAUGAUCAUUUCAACCUGACUUCAAUAAAAACAAAUUACUGUGCAAUA